AUGAGCAAACGACCAAAUUUCCUGGUCAUUGUGGCCGAUGAUCUUGGUUUCUCCGAUGUUGGUGCCUUCGGCAGCGAGAUCAGUACGCCGAAUCUGGACAGUCUGGCGCACGAUGGGCUGCGGUUCACGGACUUCCACUCCGCAGCAGCCUGUUCGCCGACGCGCUCCAUGCUACUGAGUGGCACAGAUAACCAUAUCGCUGGAGUUGGUGCUAUGAUCGAGUCAAUCCGGGAAUUUCAACGCGAUCAACCAGGCUAUGAGGGUUACCUCAACGAUCGAGUUGCAGCAUUGCCUGAAUUACUGCGAGAUGCGGGCUAUCACACUAUCAUGGCGGGUAAAUGGCAUCUUGGACUUUCGCAGGACCAUUGGCCCUAUAAUCGUGGUUUCGACCGCUCCUUUAGUCUUCUUCCCGGAGCAGGUAAUCACUACGGGUGGGAACCGCAGCUACCUGCCAGUCAAAACCCCCCUGGAGUCUUGGGAAAGACGCAAAUCUUCUAUGUCGAGGAUGACAAGCAUAUCAGCCCCACCGAACUCGGUCAAGACUUCUUCUCCUCAAAUUCGUUCACCUCCAAAUUGCUCCAAUAUCUCGGCGAGAGGGACGACCACACUAAAGAGCAGCCAUUCUUUGCAUAUCUGCCGUUCUCAGCUCCGCACUGGCCGUUACAGGCCCCGGAAAGCGACCGCUUGGACUACCGUGGUCGUUACGAUGAGGGCCCAGACGUCCUUCGUCAAAAACGCCUGGCACGACUUCGAGAGCUCGGCCUCAUACCAAAACACGCUAGAGCUCACGAUGUCAUCACACCUCCUGUGACUACUCCGCUAUCGCGCGACUGGGCGACUCUUUCUGAUGAUGAGCGCGCGUUCUCUUCUCGAACCAUGGAGACAUAUGCCGCAAUGGUACAGAACAUGGAUGCAAACAUUGGCCGCGUACUCGACUAUCUGCGGUCCACUCAUGAGCUUGACAACACUCUUGUGUUGUUCAUGUCGGACAACGGCGCCGAGGGCCUGUUGAUGGAAGCAUACCCAGUCAUCCAGGGUGACAUCUUCGCUCACAUCGCUGAGUACUAUGACAAUAGUUUGGAAAACAUUGGAAAUGGCAACAGCUAUGUCUGGUAUGGUCCUCGGUGGGCAUCGGCGGCAACUGCCCCCGCACGGCUGUACAAAGGCUUCAGUUCCGAAGGCGGCAUUCGGGUCCCGCUUAUUCUUCGAUACCCAAAGUUGACUGGCUCGCAACGUGGCGCGAUCGACCAUUCUUUUACCACCGUCAUGGACAUUUGCCCAACGCUCCUGGAACUUGCCGGAACCCAGCAUCCCGGAAAGCAGUAUAAAGGACGCGAGAUCGUCCCAGUCCGCGGAAGGUCGUGGGCCGCGCAUCUAGUCGACCCGAAAACACAUGUAGCAGUCCACGAUGAGACUACGGUCACAGGCUGGGAGUUGUUUGACCGGCAAGCAAUCCGCAAGGGUUUCUGGAAAGCAAUCUUGAUUCCGCCCCCCUAUGGUCCUGGGACGUGGCAGCUCUACGAUCUCAAAGAGGACCCAGGAGAGACGGACGAUCUUGCUGAGCAGAAGCCCGUAAAGCUACAGGAAUUGUUGAAACACUGGGACGAGUACGUGACGGAGGUUGGAGUAGCAGGCGUUGCACCUCAAUACGGGGUGCUUAAGGUCGAUGCGUGA
Molecule: messenger RNA, 1674 nt
Organism: Cyphellophora europaea CBS 101466
Lineage: Eukaryota; Fungi; Ascomycota; Eurotiomycetes; Chaetothyriales; Cyphellophoraceae
Exons: 2
Coding region: 1-1674 (557 amino acids)
Molecular function (GO): arylsulfatase activity
Source: RefSeq, a predicted model, not a curated record